Molecule: messenger RNA, 1050 nt
Organism: Didymodactylos carnosus
Lineage: Eukaryota; Metazoa; Rotifera; Eurotatoria; Philodinida; Philodinidae
Source: the annotation of a GenBank genome assembly
AUGUUUACAGCCAACACUGGAGAAGCUGCACAAACAAAUCAAAGAUUAUUUCGUGAUACGUUUCACAGGUUACCAAGUGGCAAAAAGCGUCCAUUAAGUAAAUCCCAGCAAAUGUGCUGGACAUUGUUACUAUGUGAGCAAGACUAUGGUGAUCAUUCUCCUCAGUGGUGUCGCUUAAUACAAACAAUAAUAGCAGAAUAUUUUUCUACUGAUCAACAACAGCAGUUAGGCGAUAACACAAAAUUAUUUUUAUCAACGAUAAUCAUGAAACGCUCAUGGAAUUAUUUGUUAAGCCUAUUAAAAUCAGAUUUUUUUCAAAUAAGAAUUGGUCACAAAUGGUCAGUAUAUAUUCAUCAUCUAUUAGAAGUAAAACAUAAUAAUACAUUAGAACAAAAUGGUUUGUUGCACAUGUGUGAUCGAAUUGAGUUCACACUGCCUUUAUCCGAUAAUCUACAGCAGCAAUUAAUAUUUCCAAAAUUAAAUCAAUAUUUCGAUGAGCUAAGUAAAAUAUUUCAUUUGUGCGCAAAUGAUCAUACACAACGGUGGAUGCCGUUAUUGAAUUGGUUCCAAACGAAAUUAACCUCAGAUCCGUGUUUGUUAGAAUCCAACGAAAUAAAAGCACUGAUGAUAUUGAUUAUCUAUUAUAAUUAUUAUUGCGCUGAUAAGUUGUCGACGUUGAACAUCUUAUUGGAAACACUAGAAAGCCACCAUGCUGCAAUGCUAAAAUUAUCAUUGGAAGAACAACGUUUAUUUCGUGUACUCUUAAAACCCACGCAGUAUAUGAUAGGAUAUGAUGAUACCGAAGAAAAUUAUUUGAACAAGCUAUUUAAACUUGAUUGCAAAGCCGAUGAUGAAUUAUCUAUUAGACAUUCGAUGGUGAAUCUAAUGGCAAUGAUAGUAUUAAGUGGUAAAAACAAUUUUCUAUGGACGUUCGCAUUUCAACCAUUAUCAUUACAAAACACCUUUGGUUUUGGUUCGACAGCUUAUCUAGUUAUUAAAGCAAAUGGUGUCCACUACGAUUGCGGAUGUAUGUACAGCCUAUCUCCUUGA